Molecule: messenger RNA, 732 nt
Organism: Boleophthalmus pectinirostris (great blue-spotted mudskipper)
Lineage: Eukaryota; Metazoa; Chordata; Actinopteri; Gobiiformes; Gobiidae
Gene: triap1
Product: TP53 regulated inhibitor of apoptosis 1
Exons: 1
Coding region: 25-342 (105 amino acids)
Source: RefSeq, a predicted model, not a curated record
UCGACUCAAGGACAGCGUCUGCGCAUGCGUCGGCGGCGUACGUUCGGCUCCGACACCAGCGCAUUUUCUGCACUUUUUUCCCCUUUUUUGCGUCUUUUUUCGCGCACUUUUCCGGACAUGAACAGCGUCGGGGAGUCGUGCACGGAGCUGAAGCGCGAGUACGACCAGUGCUUCAACCGCUGGUUCGCCGAAAAGUUCCUGAAAGGCGAUCGAAGCGGAGACCCGUGCACGGAGAGCUUCAGGACAUACCAGCGCUGCGUGCACAAGGCGAUCAAGGACAAGGACAUCCCCAUAGACGGCGUCGACUUCAUGGGACCGAGCAAAGACAAGCCCGAGACCUGAGCGACGCGCAAAAACCGAGACUUUACCGGGAAAAAACCGGGACUUUACCGGGAAAGAAAAAGACCAACCGCGGCCAAGUGCGCAACCAAACUACUGAGCAUGCGCAGAGGCGGACACUGGCGUGGGACGAUGAGGAAACAGACGCUGGACUUUACAAAACUUUAAUUAACGUUUACGAGGGUUUUUAUACUAAUAAUACGUCACAUGUUUGUGUAAAUAUUGGUUUAAUCUCAUUUCUAACAAUAACGGGACGAAAGCGAAAUGUAAACAACACGUCAUCCUCAGUGUUGGGGAGUAACAGAUUACAUGUACCAGAGUAAUCAGAGUACAAAUGAUGAGUAACUGUAUUCAGUUACAGUUACUUUGUUGAAAUAAAUGGAUUACACAGUG